Messenger RNA from Urocitellus parryii (Arctic ground squirrel), 1707 nucleotides. It is a transcript of the gene Eps8l3, whose product is annotated as EPS8 signaling adaptor L3. Lineage: Eukaryota; Metazoa; Chordata; Mammalia; Rodentia; Sciuridae. Gene Ontology annotation, molecular function: actin binding. Gene Ontology annotation, cellular component: plasma membrane; ruffle membrane; vesicle. Gene Ontology annotation, biological process: regulation of Rho protein signal transduction; Rho protein signal transduction; positive regulation of ruffle assembly. The record is from RefSeq and is a predicted model, not a curated record.
AUGUCCCGGCCCAGUAGCAAAGCCAUUUACUUGCACCGGAAAGAGUAUUCCCAGAGCCUGGCCUCAGAGCUCACCCUCCUGCAGCACAGGGUGGAGCAUCUGAUGACAUGUAAGCUGGGGACACCUAAAGUCCGGGAACCCAAGGAUGCACUGCAGAAGCUGCAGGACAUGGACACACAGGGCCGAGUGUGGAGCCAAGACCUGAUCCUGCAGGUCAGAGAUGGCUGGCUCCAGCUGCUGGACAUCGAGACCAAGGAGGAGCUGGACUCUUACCGCCUAGACAACAUCAAGGCCAUGGAUGUGGCACUGAACACCUGCUCCUACAACUCCAUCUUGUCCAUCACUGUGCAGGAGUCUGGCUUGCCAAGCACUAGCACUCUGCUCUUCCAGUGCCAUGAAGUAGGGGCAGAACGGCUGAGGACCAGCCUGCAGAAGGCCCUGGAGGAGGAGCUUGAGCAAAGACCUCAAUUUGGAGGCCUUCACUCAGGCCAGAACAGAUGGAGGGGACCAUCUCUGGAAAGGUCACUUCCUUUGGAGCAGGCACCCUCUCUGGAGCGGGGGCCCCUUCCAGAGCAGCCCUACCAGAUGACCCCAGAGCACAGCAUCCCACCAUCCCCAAGGACCCUGUCACGCCACCCCAGUGCCAGAGAACCAAGCGCCUUCGCUCGGCCUCCUCCAAGACGGUCUCCAUCCCCAGAGGAUCUACAGAGAGAUGAGGAGGUGCUGAACCAUGUCCUAGGGGACAUUGAGCUGUUCAUGGGAAAACUGAAGGAGGUUCAGGCAAAGACCAGCCUUAAGAAGAAGAGGAGACUUAGGAAAAAAAAGAACAAGGAGAAUGAGGGAAUAACCCGGGCACACUACAUUGACUGCUUCCAGAAGAUCAAGUACAGCUUCAACCUCCUGGGAAAUCUGGCCCUCAGGCUGGAGGAGACGAGUGCCCCUGAGUUUGUGCACAUCCUCUUCAAAACUCUGGACUCUAUCCUGGCCCAGUGCCCUGAUGCUGACCUACCAUCUCAAGUGGUCUCACCCCUCCUCACCCCCAAAGCCGUUGACCUGCUGCAGUCCUGUCUGAGCCCAUCUGAAAGUAACCUCUGGAAGGGGUUGGGUGUGGCCUGGACCACCAGCCGGGCUGACUGGACAGGCAAAGAGCCUCCACACUACCAACCUACAUUUUAUGAUGGCUGGCAACCUCCAGAGCGCUCCUCCUUGGCACCCUUAGGAUAUCAGGACUCUAUUGCCCUCCGCAUCCCACCCUCCAGCCCUAGACCUGUCAAAUCAGUCCUGAAAAUGCAAGUUCUGUAUGAGUUUGAAGCAAGGAACCCGCAGGAACUAACUGUGGUUCAGGGUGAGGUGCUGGAGGUUCUGGACCACAGCAAGCGGUGGUGGCUGGUGAAGAAUGAGGCAGGACAGAGUGGCUACAUUCCCAGCAACAUCCUGGAGCCCCUGCAGAUGGGAGGCCCUGGGAGCCAGGGCCAGUCACCCACACGGGCUCCAAUGCUUCGACUCAGUUCAAGGCCUGAGGAAGUCAAGGCUUGGCUGCAGGCAGAAAACUUUUCCACUGUCACGGUGAAGACCCUAGGGUCCCUGAUGGGGAACCAGCUACUUCACAUGAGACCUGGGGAGCUACAGAUGCUGUGUCCACAAGAGGCCUCACGAGUCCAGACACGGCUGGAGGCUGUCAGAAGGAUGCUGGGGAUGAGUCCUUAG